Molecule: messenger RNA, 1681 nt
Organism: Nematolebias whitei (Rio pearlfish)
Lineage: Eukaryota; Metazoa; Chordata; Actinopteri; Cyprinodontiformes; Rivulidae
Product: BCL2/adenovirus E1B 19 kDa protein-interacting protein 2
Exons: 14
Coding region: 192-1442 (416 amino acids)
Biological process (GO): apoptotic process
Cellular component (GO): cytoplasm
Source: RefSeq, a predicted model, not a curated record
AGACAGACAGAGGGGAGACAGGUGGUGAGGGUGUCAGAGUCCACUCAUAAACUCACCAGCCGGUCCCUGUUUGUCCUGAACCCGUCUCACCCACCUCACCUGUCUCGCCUCACCUGACAGUCGACGGGGCUGAUCUGCACUGCCGAUGUUUCUGGCAGAUAAAAACACUAAACACCGGAACCACCAGCAGCAUGAACCCAACCAGUACUUUUCCAACAAGUGACGCUGAAGCUUCCUUAAGUACCUGGACGACAAACACGUCUCUCGCUGCGCCGUACGCUAAUCAAACAGAAGACAAAGACGCAGGAGGACACAACGUAGCCAUGGCAACAGCAGAUGGUCACUCAGCAGGCGAUAAAGAGGAGGAAGAGGAACGCAGGAAGGAAACGUCUGCUGCAGGUGAAGAAGGAGACACGCAGCAGGUGUUUGACUUCCAGCCAGCAGGAAGUGAAGAGUUCGAGGCGUCUGACUCCGAGAGGAAAUCAUCGACAUCGAGCAGGAACAGACCAGCUCGUCCCAGAAGUCUGUCUCUGUCUCGACCAAAGAAGAAGAAAGUCCUGACGGCUCCAGAACUCAGCCUAUCGUUAGGAGGCAGCGAGUCGAUGGCGUCUGAUGACUUCGCCUCAGGCUUCUUGUCCCCGUCACUGGAUGAGGUUGACGACACCGGACUCGAUAUCGACCUGGAUGCCAUGGAGACGCCCUCAGACAGUGAAUCACUGCACUUCCCCAUCUAUGACCUGAACCUGGAAGACGACCUGCAGCGUCUCGGCGUGGCUUCCAGUCACCACAGAGGAAUGGGCUCCAGGUCCAGGUCACACUCCAGGACCGGUUCUCUCCCAGGGGUCGAUCAGAGUGGACUGGGAGCUCUGGAUAAGGAGGAUGUGGUGGACGAGGAGGGGACCAGGUGGCGCUGCUUCUCAACGAGUGACUCUCCACAGGAGUCUCGGGUCAAUAUGAGCGUUCUGGAGCCGUUCCUGAGGGUCCUGUCACACGGAGGUUACUAUGGCGACAGUAUGAAUGACAUCAUCGUGUUUUCCUCCUGUUACCUGCCAGAGAACACCAUAGAGAAUUACCAGUAUGUGAUGGAUAACCUGUUCAGGUUCAUUAUUGGGACUCUGGAGCUGAUGGUAGCAGAGAAUUAUGUGAUCGUGUAUCUUUGUGCCGGAGGACAGAAGGACAAACUUCCUGGAAUCAGCUGGCUGAAGGACUGCUACACCACCAUCGACAGGAGGUUGAGGAAGAACCUGAAGGGUUUCUUCGUGGUUCAUCCCACCUGGUACAUCAAAGUUCUGGUGACCAUCAUCAAACCCUUCAUCAGCUCUAAGUUCAGCAGGAAGCUCCAGUUUGUCCGCAGCCUUCAGGAGCUUUCUCGCCUCAUCCCUACUGAGCACGUGCAGAUCCCUGAUUGUGUCACACAGUACGACCAGAACCAGACCAGGUGAAGUUCAGGUGAUGCUCUGAACACUGGCAAUAUAUUUACCUGAACAGCUGCAGGUCCACCUCCCAAAGCAGGAGGUGCAACAUCCUCGAGGACACGCUGAGUCCGCGGCAGCAUCAGGCGGAGAUGAAGAACAAGUGUUCUUUAGAGUUUUUAUCGUGGAAGCAGUGUUGGUGGCCACUUUGGUCCCAGAUAUUUAAGUUUAAAGACAAAUGAACUUGGUAUUACGUAUUUUAAAAGAAA